Messenger RNA from Calypte anna (Anna's hummingbird), 7098 nucleotides. RefSeq names its product hexokinase-2. The transcript is spliced from 18 exons. Lineage: Eukaryota; Metazoa; Chordata; Aves; Apodiformes; Trochilidae. The record is from RefSeq and is a predicted model, not a curated record. Gene Ontology annotation, biological process: glycolytic process; glucose 6-phosphate metabolic process; intracellular glucose homeostasis. Gene Ontology annotation, molecular function: mannokinase activity; glucokinase activity; fructokinase activity. Gene Ontology annotation, cellular component: cytosol; mitochondrion. Bases 129 to 2882 code for a protein of 917 amino acids.
CCCCAGUGGGGCCGGGGCCAGCACCGCGCCGCGCGCUGCUGGGGGGGGUCUGUCCCGCACCGCUCCGCACCGCUCCGCACCCCUCCGCGCCCCUCCGCGCCCCUCCGCACCCCCAGGCCGGCAGCAGGAUGAUCGCAUCCCACCUCCUCGCGUACUUCUUCACUGAGCUGAACCAUGAUCAGACACAGAAGAUUGACAAGUACCUCUACCACAUGCGGCUCUCCGAGGAGACCCUCCAGGAGGUGUCCCAACGUUUUGAGAAGGAGAUGGAGAAGGGGCUGGGAGCUAACACCAACCCCACGGCCGUGGUGAAGAUGCUGCCCACCUUUGUGAGAUCCACCCCGGAUGGGACAGAGGAUGGGGACUUCUUGGCACUGGACCUUGGUGGCACCAAUUUCCGUGUGCUGAGGGUGAAGGUGUCUGACAAUGGCCUGCAGAAGGUGGAGAUGGAGAAUCAGAUCUACGCCAUCCCUGAGGAGCUGAUGCGAGGCAGUGGGGUGCAGCUCUUUGACCACAUUGCUGAGUGCUUGUCCAACUUCAUGGAGAAGCUGAAAAUCAAAGACAAGAAACUCCCCCUCGGGUUCACCUUCUCCUUCCCCUGUUACCAGACCAAGCUGGAUGAGAGCAUCCUCGUGACGUGGACAAAAGGGUUCAAAGUCAGCAGCGUGGAGGGGAGAGAUGUGGUGUCCUUGCUGCGCAAAUCCAUCAAGAAAAGAGGGGACUUUGACAUUGACAUCGUGGCUGUGGUGAAUGACACCGUGGGGACGAUGAUGACCUGUGGCUAUGAUGAUCACAACUGUGAAAUUGGCCUCAUUGUUGGUACUGGUACCAAUGCCUGUUACAUGGAGGAGAUGAGGCACAUUGACCUGGUGGAAGGGGAUGAAGGUCGGAUGUGCAUCAACAUGGAGUGGGGGGCCUUUGGGGACGACGGGGUCCUCAACGACAUCCGGACCGAGUUCGACCGCGAGAUAGACAUGGGCUCGCUGAACCCUGGCAAACAAUUAUUUGAGAAGAUGAUCAGCGGGAUGUACAUGGGGGAGCUGGUCAGGCUCAUCCUGGUGAAGAUGACCAAGGAAGGGCUCUUGUUUGAAGGAAAGCUCACACCAGACCUGCUCACUACUGGACACUUUGAGACCAGAUACGUCUCUGCUAUUGAGAAGGAGAAGGAAGGGCUGCAGAAAGCCCACGAGAUCCUCAGCAAGCUGGGCCUGGAGCCCUCUCACGAGGACUGCGUGGCUACACACCGCAUCUGCCAGAUCGUUUCCACCCGCUCAGCAAACCUCUGCGGGGCCACCCUGGCUGCCGUCCUGCGCCGCAUCAAGGAGAACAAAGGGGUGGAGAGGCUGCGCUCCACCGUGGGCGUCGAUGGCUCAGUCUACAAGAAGCACCCACACUUCGCUCGGCGCCUCCACAAGACGGUGAGGAAGCUGCUGCCGGACUGCGAGAUCCGUUUCGUCAGGUCAGAGGAUGGCAGUGGCAAAGGGGCAGCCAUGGUGACAGCAGUGGCCUACAGGCUGGCUGCCCAGCACAAGGCACGGCAGAAGACUUUGGAGGCUCUGAAGCUGAGCCACGAGCAGCUCCUGGAGGUGAAGCAAAGGAUGAGGAUUGAGAUGGAGAAGGGGCUGGGCAAGGAGACACACGCAGAGGCCACAGUGAAAAUGCUGCCCACCUACGUGUGCUCAACUCCAGAUGGGACAGAAAAAGGAGAUUUCCUCGCCCUGGACCUUGGAGGUACCAAUUUCCGGGUGCUGCUGGUGCGCGUGAGGAACGGGAUGAGGCGUGGGGUGGAGAUGCACAACAAGAUCUACUCCAUCCCUGUGGAUAUCAUGCAGGGAACGGGAGAGGAGCUCUUUGACCACAUUGUCCACUGCAUUUCUGACUUCCUGGAAUACAUGGGAAUGAAGGGGGUAUCGCUCCCACUCGGAUUCACCUUCUCCUUCCCUUGCCAGCAGACCAACCUGGAUGAGGGGAUUCUCCUGAAAUGGACAAAAGGUUUCAAGGCGACCGGGUGUGAAGGAGAAGAUGUGGUGAGCCUGCUGAAGGAGGCCAUUCACAGGAGAGAGGAAUUUGACCUGGACGUGGUGGCAGUGGUCAAUGACACAGUUGGCACCAUGAUGACCUGUGGCUAUGAAGAUCCAUACUGUGAAGUUGGGCUGAUAGUUGGCACGGGCAGCAACGCCUGCUACAUGGAGGAGAUGAAGAACGUGGAGCUGGUGGAAGGGGAGGAGGGCAGGAUGUGUGUCAACAUGGAGUGGGGAGCGUUUGGUGACAACGGGUGCCUGGAUGAUAUCCGGACGGAGUUUGAUGUGGUGGUGGAUGAGCUGUCCCUCAACCCUGGGAAGCAAAGGUUUGAGAAGAUGAUCAGUGGGAUGUACCUGGGGGAGAUCGUCCGAAACAUCCUGAUGGACUUCACCAAGCGGGGGCUGCUCUUCCGGGGACGGAUCUCAGAGAGGCUGAAGACCAGAGGGAUCUUUGAGACCAAGUUCCUGUCCCAGAUUGAAAGUGACCGCCUGGCCCUGCUCCAGGUCCGCUCCAUCCUCCAGCACCUGGGUCUGGAGACCACGUGUGAUGACAGCAUCAUUGUGAAAGAGGUGUGCACGGUGGUGGCCCGGAGGGCAGCUCAGCUCUGUGGGGCUGGCAUGGCAGCUGUGGUGGACAAGAUCCGGGAGAACCGGGGGUUGGACUUCCUGAAGGUGACGGUCGGCGUGGAUGGGACCCUCUACAAGCUGCACCCUCACUUCUCCACCAUCAUGCAGGAGACCGUCAGGGAGCUGUCUCCCAAGUGUGAAGUCACCUUCCUGCAGUCGGAGGACGGGAGCGGGAAGGGCGCGGCGCUGAUCACGGCAGUGGCGUGCAGGAUCCGGGAGGCAGGGCAGCGGUAGGAGGGGGAGCUCUGCCCAGGAGAGCCCUGUCAGGAAAAAACAGGACAUUUCCCACCCAGUCCCCCUCGGUACACACACACACACGUGGCCUCCCCUUGCAGCAGACUCGUAGCUUUACUUGUUCUCUUGAGACACCACCACCAGUGGGACUGGAGAUGCUGUGUGCUUAGCGUUUAAAGAGCUGUCUUAGGAGUUUUCAUGCAUGCCAUAAAACCACCUCUCGAGUAAAGCUAGAAGUGUCUUUUGGCUGUCUACCUACAUUUCCAGUUAGAGCUGGGCCUGCUCCAACUCACAGCCUCCCUCAAACACCAGCUCUCCUCCCCACCUCUCCUUAACCACUCUCACACCUUCCCUUAACAGCAGAGAAAAACCAGAAUUGCUAGAAUUGAGACACUGCAUUGUCACUUUACCAUUAACUGGUACCUAUUUAUGUAUGUCGGGAGUCCUAGCGUUUGUCUGUGCUGUAGGAAGCAAACCUCUUGAAGAUUGGGCUAAAGACCUCCAUUAGUCUUUUACCCUGAUCAAGGCUGUAUUAUUUCCAUGAAAGUCAUGGUAACUCUUAAAAGCACAGGGUGCAGAACAUCAACCGAGUCUGCACUGGGAGAUACCAAGUAUCUCUGGUGGUGAGCAGUACAAAAAGAACUGCUGGAGCCAAGCUGGGGGUGCUCCUGCUCCCCCAACCACUCCAGCAGGGCACGUGCCUGGAAAUAAUUGGGGACUCAGGGUCUAAUCCCAUUUCCCAGCCUCUCACACGCACCCUAAAAUAGAGUGUAGUCCUGUAGGGUUGUGUGACACCCCUGGAAACCACUGGCACCCAUCCCUGGUGCAUGUGAGGAUAACAAGGAACCACCACCCAGAUGGGUCAGGCUCUUCCUGCAAACACAAACCCCACCCCACCCCCCAAAAAAAAGAAAAACGUCAUGGCCCUGUGUCUACACUUUGGUGUGGUGAGUUUGGUUUGCUUUUUGUCUGUGAAAUAGUUCUGUGUCUUCAGCCUUUUAGGUGACAGAUUUAUACACUGUAAUAUUUAUGUUUCAAGAGAUCUUGUCUUUUUAUGUACAUAGUCUUGGGGGGUUAUUUUGCUUAGUUUUGAUUUCACCUUUUAAUGUCACUUCAGAUCAGUACAGAGUAUUUUUUUUUUCUUGUGGUUGUUUUUUUGUCUUUUUUUUUAAUUUAAAAUUUUCUUGGGGUAGACUGGAGAAAGAGACCCAGACUCCUGAGAAGAGUUGUGGCAAGAGGUUUGGGUGUUCUGCAUUUACCACCAGGGAGCCAAGGAUGUGCUGCCCGGGGAGCUGUGGGGCCCUGCAGUGAAGCUUUCAGAAUUAGGCUGCUUUUAACCUAAGGAGAGGUUUUUGUUUCCUCCCAGCCUGUGUCACACCCCUGUGGGGACACAGCCCAGGGCUCUGCAGAGCCCCACAUCCCAGCCCCAACAACCACUCAGUCUCGAGUGCUGAUGCUGCACGAGCUGCUCACCUGGGUCCCUGACAUUUAGCAGCAAGAACUGGUGUCACCUCCGUUCCAUUUGGCAUCCUCAGGGCUGUUGGUGAGGUCUCUGCCCCUGUGCCAGGAGGGAAAGCAGUAAUUUAAAUUUUUGGCCACCAGAAAAGCCCCGUGGGUGAAAGGAAGGCUGCAGUUCUCUGCCUGAGAGAGCAGAGGUGUAGAGGCGGGGGUGUUUCUGUAAAUAUUUAGCAGAAGAUAAUGAAAUUCCAGUGAUGUACAAAAGAAAAGAAUAAUUAAUAAUUCCCAUGAACAGACCUUCAGUUUGGAGGAUAGAGUUUUUGUCUAUUUUUACGUAUAUUUUUAUACUGCUUGGGGUAACCUCUUACCAAAAGUCUCUCUUCUAUGUUGGGGGUCAAGUUCAGUAGCACAAUUUUAAAGCAAAAAUUACUCUUUGGGCAUUUUAGAUGCUUAUUUUUUUAUAAGCCUCAAGACAAUUAUAACCAAUAAAAUCUGUGUAUAGAAAUGAUGUAAGAAAGCAAGUUUAGUGGAAGUUUCCAGAAGAUGUGAAAUAAAUUUCUGCAAGAUGCUGUGGAAAUCCUCUAGCAGGGUACCAAGCAGCUGUGUGUGCUUCUUUCCUGAGUCCAGAGUUUUGCCUGCUGCCAAAUGAAAGCAGAAAUGUUUUCACCUGCUGCAUUAAUGCCUGUAUUUCAGAUUCUUAUCCAGCUGUACCCCUUUUAAGUACGUAGUGUUGUCAUCAGGUAGGGAGCUACAUUUUCUACAGCUGUAGCUUUAUUUUUUGGGGGGAGGGAAAGGGGGAGUAGGAAAGAUUGGGGUGGUGGGGCAGCCCUGGUUUUGUAGCUGAUUCAGGCUCCCAUGCAGCAAAGUGUUGGGAGAGGGCAGCUAAAAGGGUGAGAAGACAACCUGGUUAGUUAAGUACCCAGUUAGGUGGGAUGGGUGGAGCAGGAGAACCUUGCUCCCCUGGCCUUUCUGUGCAGCAAAGGACAGGCUGUAACCUGGCAGUGUCAGGAAGGAUGAGCCCUGAGCUGGCGGGGAAUUUCUGCUCUCCUGGAACAGAGGAAGGAGAGGGAGAAAUGAGCUGGAGCUACAGCUGCUUUGGGUCUGUCCCAGAGCAUCUGGGCUGGGGGAGCAGCAGCUCUGCAGGGCUGGCAGAGGCAGGGAGACACGUGCUGAAGCUGAAGGGUGUGGAGCUCAACUUUUUGUAGGGUCAGGGAGGGUUUUUGGCUGGGCUUGCUCAGGUGGAUGCCUACCUGGAUGUUCCCCAGGCUCCCUUGUCAGCUUUUGCUUCCCCUUUGCUUUGCCUCAGAAUGCAGCAGGGUCUGAAAUGUUCCUGGUUAAAAAAAAGCAAUACUUGAAGUGUUCCAAGACACCCGAGUUAACCUGUGAGCACAGAGGUGCCCAUGGCCAUAAAACAGGUUUUUCUUAUGAGACACUUUGAGAAGUUUGUGCUCUUUUUUGUCUCAAAGGGGAUGAGCACCAGAGAUGUUUGCUGUACAGUCUGGCUGUGACUUCAGGGGGACUGUGACCUCACACCAGAAGGGUGCCAGGGGAUGUUUUGUGAAUGUGUUUAAAAUGAAGAAGGGAAGACUCAGUUGUUACCAAUUCAUAUGAAGGGAAGAUCAAAUUCUUUUGUGUAAGGAGAGAGGGACAGGCUGAUCAGCUCGAGUUGCCCAGUCUGCCUCUUUCCUGCAGUAAGAAGAGCUGCUUUGUGGAUUUAGGAUGGCAUUUGGUUUGCUUGCUGGUCCCCAUUAGGAUGCAUUUUCUUUGGGCUCCUGGUGCUGUGCUGGCAUGUUCUCUGGCCACACAGGCAGCAGGAGAACAGGAGCUUCCUCUGUGUCAACUGCUAUACUGGACACACUGCCCUUUUCUUCCCUGUAGAUUCUCUCCUUGUUGGUACUUUGGAAAAAAUUUAUUGUUAAAUAUUUAAGAAAAUAAAUAAACAUAUAUAUAUAUAAAUAUAUAUAAGUAGCAAAUUAUUGAGCCUUGAGAAAUUUGCCUCUUCCUUUCUUGGGAGAAGGAUGACAUUCACCCACCCAAGAUGUAUGAGGAGCAGCUGAGAGGCACAGAUCCCUGCCUUGGAAGCAGCUCAGAGGGAGUCUGACCAGAGAUAGCUGGUGCCUUAUCAGGCAAUCCAAACGUGCCCAGGCUAUCUGAGAGAUAAGAGGGUGAAAAGGUCCAGAGCCUGGGAGUGAGGACAAGUGUAACAGUGACAAAUCCCACAAGUCCCCAUGUGAGGGGUGGUGAGGAACAAGACAGCAACAAAAUAAACUGGAAUGGGGGGAGCCUUGGUCCCCCUCUUCACCACAGUCUCCUCCCAGCAGAUAAAUACCUUUAUUUGAGAGGUCAUUUUGCUUGCUCUGGUAGAGAAGUGGUCACUGAAGGCAAAAGAGGUGAUUCCUGGUAAACUGGAGAAAGAAAGGGUCAAAUUAUUUACCUUGUGACAGCCCUGACAAGUCAGGAAGCCAAGAAAAUGCAUCUUCAUGGGGGUGUUGGCUCCGUGCGGGGCAGGGGGAGUUCAAUAAAGCCAAAGACUGUUCAGCUGCUAGCAGAAACGAGUGACUGUGAAUUCACCUGGUGUUGUUAUUUUGUGUUUACAAUAUUUAUUUUUAGUAAUUGACUGCAAUGAUAUUAUACAUAGGCUUCCUUAUUUUUGUACUUUUCAUACCGUUUUCCCCUGUGUGGUGUUGUACUUCUCAGCUCCCCUUCGCCACCAUUGCUGCUCCCAGUCAGUGACAAAUAAAAAGAGAAAAAAACCAAA